Molecule: messenger RNA, 2868 nt
Organism: Anguilla rostrata (American eel)
Lineage: Eukaryota; Metazoa; Chordata; Actinopteri; Anguilliformes; Anguillidae
Product: collagen alpha-1(XXIII) chain-like
Exons: 32
Coding region: 48-2585 (845 amino acids)
Source: RefSeq, a predicted model, not a curated record
CGUUCUCCGGUCUCGUUUAGAAGGGCUCUGGCAUACUCGAGGCUGGAAUGGAGACUCUCGCACCCAUCAAGGAGGAUCCCCUGAGGAAGAAGUCUGGCGAGAAGAAGAAGGGCAAGGACCGGGGGAAGGGCAAGGGAAACAGAGGAAGAAAUAGGAGACAGAGACAGCGCUCGGGAGAGGAGGAGACACAAGAGGAGGAGCCAUUUUAUGAUGGUGAAGAAGAUGUUUAUGAAUAUGAGGAUGAAUUUCCAUCGGAGGUUCCAUUCAUGACACAAGUAGACAAGGUCAAAUUGUCGACAAUUAAUCCUCUACAUUUAGAGGGAGAAAUUGAAAAGAUGGAUUUGGCAACAUCCAGUCCUGUCCAUUUUAAAGAAGAAGCAGGAGAGGGAGAAUUCCCAACAGCUGAUCACCACUUACAGGGAGAAACAGAAGAGGAGGGUGAAUUCCAAACAGCGAGUACCCUCUAUUCACAGGAGGGUGUAGAGGAGGGAAGUAAGGCCAACACUGGACCAAAAGUGAAACAUGUUCGAAGAAGGAGGAGCGCCCCCUGGCCUGAGGACAUGGCCUACAUGCCGGGGGCACGUGGAGGAAGAAAUCGCUACCAGAGGAGACAACAAUCCCGGUCUGGAGCAGGAGGACGGAGAGAGCUGAAUAAGAAGAAGCAGCCGGAUCCGGAACCUGAGCAUCAACUGCCUGAACAUCAGACACCGACUGAGAUGGAAUCUGAGACCAAGGGAGAAACUGAGACUGAGAUAGAAGGAGUGACAGAGGAAGAAACUGAGACUGAGAUAAAGGGAGAGAUAGAGGGAGAAACUGAGACUGAGAGAGACAAAGAGACAGAGGGAGAGACAGAGGGAGAAACUGAGACUGAGAUAGAGGAAGAGAUAGAGGAUGAGACUGAGAUAGAGGAAGAGAUAGAGGAUGAGACUGAGAUAGAAGAAGAGACAGAGGGAGAAACUGAGACCGAGGUAGAGUGGGAGACUGAGGGAGAGGGCGAGACUGAAAGAGAGACACCAAUAGAGACUGGGCCAGGCCUGGAAACAGAUACAGAGGACAGUGAGGAUAUAGGAGAGGAGGAGACAGAAAUAGAGACAGAGGAUGAGAUCUAUACAGAUGGAACUGAGAUGGAGGGAGAGGGGUCGGAACUGGAAAAUGAGAGAGAGGCAGAGCUAGAGAUGGAGCGAGAGAGAGACAGGUUAGAGAUGGAGAGAGAAGAGGAGCUGGAAAUGGAGAGACGGAGAACCGAAUGGGAAAGAGAGAGAGAAGAGGAGCUGGAGGAAAUGGAGAGGGAAAGAGAGAGAGAGACACACACAGGGGCAGAUACAGCAACGCCUUAUGACUAUUUAAAGGGUGCUCCCGGUGAAAAUGGAAUCCCUGGAGAAAAGGGAGAAAUUGGAGAAAAAGGACAAAAGGGAGAGCCUGGGAUUGGCCAUCGAGGUCCAGUUGGACAGGCAGGCCCCCCAGGACAAAAGGGGGAGCCUGGAGAGCCAGGACCGCCAGGUGCCCAGGGCGUCCAGGGUAUCCGUGGCAACCCGGGGAUCUCAGGCUUCCAGGGUCAGAGGGGCUUGCCUGGUGACCCAGGGGAACCUGGAACAGUAGGCGAUCGGGGGAGGAGGGGAAAGAACGGAUCACCGGGACCUCCAGGUGCACGUGGUGCUCUAGGAAAACAGGGCCUGCCUGGACCACGUGGCGCAAAAGGUGAUAAGGGAGACAGUAUCCCAGGGGAACCAGGAGACAGAGGUGUGGCUGGGCUCCCAGGUCGAAGGGGUGAAAAGGGAGUUUUUGGCGCAAAGGGACCUAACGGGCAGACAGGUCCCAAAGGGUUCCCCGGAUUUAAAGGAGUGAAGGGUGACAAGGGCGUGCCUGGAAACAGAGGAGAAAGGGGAAGUCCUCUCUCUGUCCCAGGGCCCCAUGGAUACAAAGGCAACAAAGGCGAAACGGGUGACAAAGGCCCUCCUGGCUUUGAUGGAGAUAAAGGAGAGAAGGGUGAGGACGGUCCCACAGGUGUGAAGGGACUCAAAGGGGAACCUGGUACCAAAGGUGCCGUGGGACCGUUUGGAGCCCGUGGGCCAGUAGGACAGAAGGGGGACCCUGGAGAGCCCGGUGCCAAUGGAGAAGUGGGUCGUCAUGGUAAUGACGGAUGGCAUGGGGCCAAGGGUUCUAAAGGAGACCGGGGCCUGCAGGGUCAGAAGGGAGAUCAGGGUGACCCAGGAGAGCCAGGUUUGCCAGGAGACACUGGUGAAGUGGGAGAAAAGGGACUCCGUGGCUUCCCAGGACGUAUGGGCACCACAGGCAUGGAUGGUGAAAAGGGGGACACAGGGGCCCCUGGGAAUCCUGGGAUCCCGGGUCUCAACGGGCUGUCUGGACGGAAGGGGGACAAAGGAGAUGGAGGCUUGAAUGGUAUAGAUGGAGCUCCAGGUCAGAAAGGAGAGAAGGGAAAUGUUGGAUUUGCUGGGUUUCGUGGAUUUAAAGGUACUGCUGGGACACCGGGUAAAGACGGAGCGGCAGGACCUCCUGGUCUGGAUGGUGCUAAAGGAGACGGAGGACCCAAGGUACGGCUGUGGUCUGCUUCCUGUUCUGUAUAAGCACCAGCUACAACCGCAGACUGCAAGUGUAUCCAAACAUGUUACUGUGCUGAAAUACAGGAGUGAAGCAGCACAGUUUAUAGAGCUGUCAGAAAACAAAAACUAAGGUAAUUGGUUGGAACAAAAACCAGCACACGGACCAACCCUCCAGGACCGGAGUUGCGCAGUCGUAUCCCGUACUAUGUGCUGUCCUAUUUCACAAGGUCUAAGAAUCUCGGGGCUUUAAGAAGAACAGUAGCAGCUGCAGGACUGCAGGCCUCCAGAUCCCUGACUGGACACCUUU